AUAACGUCGUAUCUGCAAUAAUCAUAUGAAUCAUUCAUAGAACCUUUUAGUAUUAUGUUUCCUAUGUGCAUAUGCUUGAUUUCAGUUUUCAAAUUUGUAGACUUAUUUUGGCUAAUAUGCUAGCUAAGUAAAUGAACCAGGCCUAAAUUAAAGUUUUCUGUGUACAGGAAUAGAGAGUACUGUUAGUGAAAUGCUCUCUGGCUCUGUUUGAAACUCAGGAUGAGCUCCCCAUCACCAAUUACCCAUGUAUUCUCUCUGUCCUUGGAGGAUAGAAAUGAAGAUUCCCUACCUACACCAUCUGUCACAGUAUCUUCGCGGGACGUUUCCUCUUCCCUUCCUCCUAACCAUUCAAUCGCCCAAGACAGUGAGAUGUCAUCUUUGGAGCAGAGUGAUAUCUCACCAAACACCAUGGGUAUUCCAAGUCAGGAAUUUGUUUCAUCACCUGGGGACACACAAGCAGAUUCUAGCACAGUAGUCCUGUUGUUACAAAAGCCAGAACCAGGCGAGAUGAGUAACGAACCUCGACUUCGCAGCCCAAGCAUAUCAUCUUCAAGCUCCGUCUCUGACUCUGUGAAAACUCCAGAGGAUUUUGACCCUGCACAUGUACCAGCACAGCUGGAUCUACCAGUCACAGUCCAGUCAUCAUCUAUGAUAUCUGAUCCUGAAUCUGAAAAGCUGGCAGCUUUAGGCGCUCGUGUGACAUCAGCAGAGCCAGGUGUGGAGAUCCAGUUCGAUAACCCAGAUGUUCCAGAACCUUCUCCAGAAUCACCCUCAGUGGAGUUUAGGACGGUGGGAGAUUCGGCUGCAGUACAGCUACUGUCAGGAGUGCCAUCACCUGACCAGCAGAGUGGAGUUUCACAUGGAUCUAAGUCAUGGACAGAACUGGCAGUUUCCAUACUCCGGCAGGCGGAAUCCUUCUUUUCAACACAGGAAACUGCGGAGCAUAAUCCUAACAAUUCUGUCCAGCCCCCUGAUCAGAUUCAGAAUCCCCUUAGCCCCUACCCCCAAGAACUGUCAGCGGAGGAGUCAGCCUCCACACCUGAACUACCAGAAUCCUCUUCCUCGUCACAGGAAAUUGCUGAGAAUAAUCUAAACAUAUCUGACCAGACCCCUGAUAGAAUGCAUAGUUCCCCAAGGCCUUGCCCUCAAGAAUUGCCAGCAGAAGAAUCAGCCUCCACACUUCAGCUGUCAGAGCUGUCCUCCUCAACAGAGAUAACUACUGAGAGUACUUUAAAUGUAUCUGAACAGCUCACUGUGUUCGAGUUGAGAGUGGCUGAGCUCGAGUUGAGAGUGGCUGAACAGUCCAUCAUGGCAGACAACAUCAUGGACGGUUCUGACACACCUCCGCCCCUCUCUGUACUUCCAUCGGCAUCUAUUCAGCCUCCAACCCAUCUGGAACUUCCUUCCACAUCAUCCAUGAAACACACAGCAAUGCAUUAUGGGGUUGCAUAUCCAGAAUACCACUCAACCAGCAUGCACCUGUCAUCUGCCACUGGUGCCACACUGCAUCCACAGCUUGGAAAUAUUUACCCCACACCAGCCCUCCAGUACAGACCAGGCUACUGCCAGGUAGCUCCUCAGUUUGGUGCUACCUACUUAGCACCACACCCUCAAUAUAUAGCCAGCUUCAUCCCCCAGUACCCUCAAUUGAGUGUGAACCACCCGCCACAAGAAGCGCUGGUACACGCUAAUUACCCGCCACCAGAUCCUCAGGCUAGUAUUAGUGGUUGGCCACCGAAGCCACCCAAUCUGGAUCCAGACGGUCCAGCCCAGCGCCAGAACACCCCGAUGGUCGACAUGGAGACGGGCCCGUGUCAGGGCUUCUCUUUGGGCCUGUACAAGAAGUACAAGUUGUGGCAGCAAUACAGGCCCAGGGCUUGCAUGUAUUUCUCUAGCAGCCAUGACUCUGAUGCGCUGGCCUGCUUCUUCGUACCGGUGCUACGAUCACUGUGUCUCAUCAACCCCUACACCCCACUGGAGAAGGCUGAGGCCAUGGCUGUGACCGAGUGGAACAGGCUGUCGAACUUUGAUCGCAUGGACUACUACAACAUGGUCCAGAAGUUCGUGGAGUUUGAGCAGUGGGAACACAAUUUCAGGGCAGGAAAGGUAACAGAGGCUGAGCAGCAACGAAUGAAUUGCAGAGGAGUUCAAAAUGACAUUUAUGGUCAGUAAAGAUAAGCAUAAGAUAAAUUAUUAACGACUUUGCAAUAGACAAGAAAUAAUGUACUUUUGCUUUCAACAAUGCUUAAAUCCUGCCAGGGAGAGAUGAUUUCUGUAGUUUUUUAUGGUAUGACCAGCAAUUCACUGUCUUACUUGUAUUACAACUUUUUCCACUCUCUCUUUGAACGAAAUGCUCUCUAAACAUUUUUUAAAUUAUGUUAUCUGUUGUGUUAUCUCUCUCUCCCACAAGGCUACACCUGGAAACGAAGGCCUCAGACAGGUAGAGGCAGAAGAACCGUGAGGAUUAGAAGCAGCCCCAAACAGUGCUGUAGCGUGCAGUCAGGGAAAACCCAUAUGCAGGAACUGAUGGAGGGGGCUCUUAAGGAGUACACAGAAGUUAUGGAGGCUUUAGAGUCAGAGGUCAAGGAAAGGUCAGAGGUCAAGGAAAGGUCAGAGGACGCAGAGGAGGUCAGAGAGCAGGAGGAGAAGGAAGAGAACGAAUCGUUCACAGAGUAUCUGGAUGAGCUGUGUAGUCAGAAAGAGUUUGUGACUCAGGUAAUCAAGCUGUGAAGUUUUAGCGAUGACUCAGAUGUGUUGAAAAUUUCAUUCCAUAUCACCUUCAAAAAGCAUCAAAAACAUGGCUGUACUUAUCUGUUUUUCAUCUCACCAGCGGUCUUUCAGAAGGCUCUUCUUAUGUUGCUAACAUGUACUUGUCAUCUCUGUUGUUAGGCUGGGGAGGUCAUCGACCUAGAGUAUAUGUCAUCUCUCCUCUCCUCAGAUCCAGAAUCCAGUGACCAUUUAAUGGAGUCUUUAAUACAGGUACGUAACUGUACCACCAUAGGCCGAUAUCAUCUUAAAAUAAAACCAUUCAAGUAGUAUUCAGUUUGUAUAGAUUGUAUAGAUUUUGGUGUGUUUUUUAAAAGUAAACAUUGAUAUUUGCAUCGUAUGUGUAAUGCUUUAUUGAGCGAGCAUCAUUAACUCUGUCGUUGUCUGUGUACUUCAAACUCUUCCUCAUA
Messenger RNA from Clupea harengus (Atlantic herring), 3176 nucleotides. RefSeq lists its product as uncharacterized. Lineage: Eukaryota; Metazoa; Chordata; Actinopteri; Clupeiformes; Clupeidae. The record is from RefSeq and is a predicted model, not a curated record.